Molecule: messenger RNA, 2574 nt
Organism: Aaosphaeria arxii CBS 175.79
Lineage: Eukaryota; Fungi; Ascomycota; Dothideomycetes; Pleosporales
Exons: 3
Coding region: 107-2278 (723 amino acids)
Source: RefSeq, a predicted model, not a curated record
AUCUAUUCAAACGCCUACCGAUUCAUCUCAUUGUCGUCCCUCACCAGCACCUCUGCGGAGCGCGCGCGUUCUCAAUUUCUUUCCCGACUUUUCCCUCUCUCUUUUCAUGACAACCGCCUCGUCGACGAUGGAGGACCCCCCGCCUGUCCGCUGGGAUCGAGCCAAAUGGAUUACCGUCUUCAGUAGCCACAGCCCUACCAUUCGCGAGAUCACAGAAUGUUUAGGCCUCUCACGCGCGCCAUCCACAUCCACAACAAACCGCGGCAUCCCCAAGUUUGACGCGCCAGAGUCCAAGAAGAUCUCCAGCGAAGUACAGCGCCUGUCUAAAGAUCUUCCCAAGGACCGCGAUGCCCUUCUCGACUUUGCAGCAGACCCGCAUUCCCUGGACAAUGAACUGAACGAAUUACUCUCCACUUUGGGUCCUGCUAUCUGGGGCAGACACGCAGACCGCAACCGCUUGCUAGUCCCGCCAGACCCAACAAAGAAGACUUACUACAAGGACCUCUACUACGAGGAUCCAGAAGAUCGAGCAAUUCUACAAAUCCACCUUCACCGAUGGGUCAUCAUAAAAGCAUGCUACUAUAUUCGGAACAUGAAGCUCAAACGUACUUCAGCUGCCGACGAAUAUGAGAUUGUUGCUGAUAUUGAUGUCGACUCCCCCGGUCACCAUAGGCUAUUGUCACCAUCCCAAACUCCAAGAUCCGGCACACCCGUAUAUGCUGAAUCGGAUUACGGAACAACUAACCCUGCCAAUCCAUUGAAACGGAAGAGCGACACCUAUAGAUCGUAUUCUGACGGAGAGGACAAUACUGGCUUCGAGAAUAGUUCCACUUUCAAGAGACGGCCGUAUGACAGCGCGACGAUGCCCAUCCAGAGACAUAGCCCGCGCAAACCCAUACCCUCAGCAAGACUCAGUUCUGAAAACAUUCCACCAAGCCUCAGUCCGACCAACCACUUCCAACCGCACAUUAAGCCUGACAAUCCAAACCCAGAUGUCGGCAGGUUGCUUAGUCCUCUUUCCAAUAGCGCCUUGAAUGGAACCUCAAGGCCCCCCAACCCUCCUCCAGCAGCGUUCACAUCCGCCAAUAUCAAUGCCCCGGCCACUAACUUCCCACCUGCAAAUCGCCAAAGUCCGUCGAUUACACCGCCCGGUCACCAUUCCCAUCCUUUGAUUGCGCCCGCCGUGCAACCAGUCUCCGCUCCAAGCCACUACUCCAGUCCUUACUCAACUCCCAUAGCUCCACUUCCUCCAAUUGUCCCUAACCCUUCUGAACCUAGGCCUCUGGAGGGGGCGCGUCCUCCAAUUGCGCCUUCAUCACUUCGUGAUAGUAACCGAAACAGCAGUUCCAGUAUUCAUACACCAGGCCAUACCCCACCUGGUCUUCACGCUUCCACUACAUCAACGAAGUUACCGAGCUUGUUGGCUCCAGCCCUAGGACCGGCAUCAGGGCCGACAUCAGGACCACCAAGUACACAUACUCCUUUCCAUGUACAUGGAAUCGCUCCGUUGUCCCAUGCUCGAGCGCCGUCGCAUACACCUCCUUCAACCUCUACGCACCCCACGCUUCCCGUCAAUGGUGCCGUUCGUGGGCCACCGUCCUUGCCUCCCAGUGGAACAAUCGCGCAUCCGCCACCACCCGCACUCGCUCAGGCACCGGUACCGGCCCUCGCACCAGCACCAGCACCAGCACCGCCGAUGAAUGGAUACGUAGUCCCUCCAAUUCAACACGGCUCGACCAGCUCCCGCCUACCUAGUGUCAAGGACACGACGCUCUUGCAAUGCGAGCUACUAGGACUUCUCAUGAGAUAUUUCUUCCCCCGUAAUGGACCCCCGUGCGAGGAAGGAGAGCUGCUAUACAACCUCGAGUACGUGUGGGCCCAGAACGAACCCGUCUUCGCUCGUGUUAUGGGGACAUUGUUCGAGUAUCAGCGCAGGGUAUUCUUCGCAUGGGUGGACGAGCGACGAAAGAUUAGCCAGCUACAGAACGCAAUGUCCGGCCACCCCAUUCUGCACGCAUCCGAGAUGGUGGAUCGACUACUCGCGAUGAACGACCUGCGGGUGAUGCGACUGAAGUGGAAGGCUAUGAAGUCGCACGACGGAAACAACACUCUAUCGCCCGAAGAUAUCCUUUGCAAGACGCUCGCCACUAUGACCAAGACCGAGGGCACCGAGCAUCUGUUCAAGGACGGGCUGGAUAGAGUCAACGAGAGCAUUUUCGGAUUCCUCAAGUCGGAAGAUAUGAAGAUUUCCAUGCACCUGAAGCAGCAAGCAGAGUAGCACGGCCGGACAAUUGAAACGGCCAGUUGCUAAAGGUGUAAGGUGUUGAGUGGGCUAACGAAAAGUUAGACAGGUUCUUGACGUUUAUAUUUCCUUUGCCGUUACAUUAGGCCUUAUCUGCAUACUUCCUGCAGUCAUUUGUUAAUCUCCUGCAAGCGGCUUCGAUUCUCAUUUUCUUCUGUCUGCAGUCAUUCUGUUUAGCGACGGCGCAAGGGCUUGUUAACCUGUAUAGUAUAUAUUUCCAUUCUCAGUCUUCGACCAACAUUGCUCUGCCGUGCAUAGCAGCGGACUUGAUA